Molecule: messenger RNA, 889 nt
Organism: Suillus discolor
Lineage: Eukaryota; Fungi; Basidiomycota; Agaricomycetes; Boletales; Suillaceae
Product: glycolipid transfer protein domain-containing protein
Exons: 7
Coding region: 199-726 (175 amino acids)
Biological process (GO): intermembrane lipid transfer; ceramide transport
Cellular component (GO): cytosol; membrane; cytoplasm
Molecular function (GO): ceramide 1-phosphate binding; ceramide 1-phosphate transfer activity
Source: RefSeq, a predicted model, not a curated record
GGCUAGACAGCCUCUUGAAGUUGUGCAAUUUAACUCAACAUGUCAGUACACGUUGACCUUCGAUCCUGCAAAAUCGUGUCAAAUUUCAUUUAUGCUGUAAACUUGCAGCCUGGCCACUGUCCUCGAGGCUUUAAUGCACCAGAAUUCGGCACUAUCCCCUCCAGGAGGUAGCGUAGAACCUUCUUCUUGACCAACAAGAUGUCUUCUCAACCAUACUUUGAGACUGUCAAAUCAUUUGCAGAUGUUCCAAUCACCGUUGAUGGAGUGGAAACGUCGGUUUUUCUGGAAGCGUCUGAAGGGCUGGGUGUACGAACUCGCUACCAGGCCGAUUCUUUUGGUUGCUCCACGCUCGAGAAUCUUGUCAGAAGCGAAGUAUCAUUAGAUGACCGACAUGGGACCGGAUGUUUGAUACGCCUGACCCGUGGUUUGACAUUCCUAUGUAGAGCUCUUCAACACAUGCAGAAUGAUCCUUGGGUGGAAUUACACGUGUGCUUCAAGCGUUCAUACGACGAAGUCUUGAGGCAGCAUCAUACGUUUUUCGUACGGUCACUUGCCGCCGUUGCUGUUCGGGCCGCACCGUAUCGCCGUGACUUCUAUAGCCGUAUAUCUCAAGGUGCGCCCAUGGAAAGACUAGACGCGGAGCUAGCGAAGUGGUUGUGUGGGCUUGAUGUAAUCGUGAAGCGUCUGAAGGGAUUCAUCGAGGGAGAAGGAUACGGAAGGAUAUGAGAAUCAUACGAAUAUGGAAUGAUAUCGAAGAAUGCACUGGAGCAAGAUUGAAUUAAGAAGGUUAGGACGCCGCUGGGUCACAUGUGCCCCUAAGAGCGAAUCUAAGCGCCUGUUGUGGGUUUGUACCUGGGUACUCGCGAAGUAUAUUUUUACUUAAUUGAAG